Necator americanus (New World hookworm) is the source of this 1122-nucleotide messenger RNA. RefSeq lists its product as uncharacterized. Gene Ontology annotation, cellular component: mitochondrion; lipid droplet. Gene Ontology annotation, biological process: phosphatidic acid biosynthetic process; lipid homeostasis. The record is from RefSeq and is a predicted model, not a curated record. Bases 1 to 1122 code for a protein of 373 amino acids. Lineage: Eukaryota; Metazoa; Nematoda; Chromadorea; Rhabditida; Ancylostomatidae. The transcript has 10 exons. Gene Ontology annotation, molecular function: lysophosphatidic acid acyltransferase activity; carboxylic ester hydrolase activity.
AUGCGUUGUUUCUUUAUGAUGUUAGGCGACAAGUGCUAUGUCAUAGUAAUGGAUGUGGAGGAGAAAAGCUGCAUAAUAAGCGACUGGUUCGGAUGGACUAGAUCAUCCAUGGCGAAGCUAGCAGAGGCUGAAACGCGUUUGUUUGCAACGUUUGGCGCUCAAAUUAUCUCUCGAUUUGUUCCGAUUCGAUUCAAAGGAAGCGAGGUAUACACAAUAACUACGGAGUCGACUGACGAAAAGAAAUCGGACGAUCCAGUGGUGCUUGUACAUGGAUUCGGAGCCGGAGUUGCCGUAUGGAGUGCGAACAUAACUGCGAUAGCCAGAUAUCAUACAGUUCACGCAUUCGACCUUUUAGGUUUUGGUCGUUCUUCGCGGCCCCGAUUCAGUAAUGAUCCUACAUUGGCUGAACUAGAGAUGGUUGAGUCUAUUGAAGAUUGGAGGAAAUCGAUGGGCAUUGAAAAAAUGUACCUUGUGGCUCAUUCUUUCGGAGCUUAUCUGGCUUCUUCCUACGCUCUGGAACAUCCUCAUCGUGUGAAACAUCUUGUACUUGUUGACCCGUGGGGGUUCCCAGAAAAGAUCACACCAACUGAGAAGCAGAUAACUCCUUAUCCUUGGAUGGUUUUCAUUGGAGGAGUUUUGUCGUACUUCAAUCCACUCGCUACCCUGCGAGUCGCAGGACCAUAUGGUCCAACUAUUGUGAAGAAAUUGCGUCCAGACUUGCGUCAUCGUUACAAAAGCGAAAAUCCAGAUGACAUUUAUGAGUAUUUGUACCACUGUAAUGCCCGAAAGCCUACUGGAGAAACUGCCUUUAAAAGCAUGACUCUUCCAUUUGGCUGGGCAAAGCGCCCAAUGAUCAAAAGAUUUAAUGGUAUAGUGGAUUCAGUGCCUGUUACAUUCAUAUAUGGAAGUAAGAGCUGGAUCGAUCCAGGACCGGCCUUUGACAUUCAAGCGCAGCGAAAUGGUUAUGUGGACGUACAAAUUAUCCGCGGUGCUGGCCACCAUGUCUACGCAGAUGCCCCAGAGGCAUUCAAUGACGUUCUUCAAUCAGUUUUUGUUGGAUCAGAAACAACCAAUCUUAGUGAUUGCUCUGAAGCCCAACUUCAAGAAGAAUCGACGACUUGA